Molecule: messenger RNA, 8244 nt
Organism: Vanessa tameamea
Lineage: Eukaryota; Metazoa; Arthropoda; Insecta; Lepidoptera; Nymphalidae
Gene: Cht6
Product: Chitinase 6
Exons: 19
Coding region: 233-7654 (2473 amino acids)
Biological process (GO): carbohydrate metabolic process; chitin catabolic process
Cellular component (GO): extracellular region
Molecular function (GO): chitin binding; chitinase activity
Source: RefSeq, a predicted model, not a curated record
CCCGCCAUCUUGCCAGUCUGUGGUGCGAAGCCCGAUCGCAACGACGUUUCCCGCCGAAUGAAGUAAACGUCAAAUUUUCCUGCUGUCAAUCUUACUCUUUUUUUGUGAGUGCAAUAAACGACCAGUGUCAAAUAUAUAUUUUUAAUUAUAGUGCGAUCGAAUAGUCGCGAUGUUGUGAUUGUGAUUUAGCCGUGUUUAUAAAUAAAACACUGGGAAGGAUUAUUUUUUGAAAAUGGGGAACUUCGAUGGGAGAAAGUGCGCGUAUUUGAAAAUGGAAUACACAACAUGGCUGUUUAUUCUGAUAGCUGCUAUAACACUGGCAACACCAGCGCUCUCAAGUUCACCGCGCGUGGUGUGUUAUUACACAAAUUGGUCGGUAUACCGGCCAGGAACUGCGAAGUUCAAUCCUCAGAACAUCAACCCCUAUCUGUGCACCCAUCUCGUGUACGCGUUCGGAGGCUUCACGAAGGACAACACGCUGAAACCUUUUGAUAAAUACCAGGACAUUGAAAAAGGUGGUUACGCUAAGUUUACUGGAUUGAAAACAUAUAACAAGAACUUGAAGACACUACUGGCUAUUGGAGGCUGGAAUGAGGGAUCAUCCCGCUUUUCUCCCAUGGUUGCAGCUAAAGAUAGAAGAAGGGAAUUCGUCAGGAAUGUUAUUAAGUUCCUGAGACAAAACCAUUUCGACGGUCUCGAUCUAGAUUGGGAAUAUCCAGCUUUUAGAGAUGGUGGUAAACCCAAGGACCGUGAAAACUAUGCUAAGCUGGUGAAGGAACUGCGCGAGGAAUUCGAACGAGAAUCCGAAAAGACUGGGAAACCUCGUCUGUUAUUGACGAUGGCUGUUCCAGCUGGUAUCGAAUAUAUCCUGAAGGGCUUUGAUGUGAAGACUUUAAAUAGAUACCUGGACUGGAUGAACCUCCUAACAUAUGAUUAUCAUUCCGCAUUCGAGCCCGCCGUCAACCACCACGCGCCGCUGUACCCUCUUGAAGAACCGAACGAGUACAGUGUAGAUAACGAACUUAAUAUUGAUUACACCAUUAAAUUUUAUCUCGAAAAUGGUGCGGAUGCUGACAAACUGGUGCUCGGAAUCCCAACAUAUGGACGUUCGUAUACGCUCUUCAAUGCUGAUGCAAUAGAGAUAGGCUCGCCUGCUGACGGGCCUGGGGAGCAGGGAGACGCUACCAGGGAGAAGGGAUACUUGGCAUACUACGAGAUUUGUGAAGCACUCAAACCGAAAAACAAGAAACGUGCAAUCGCGUCUGAUGAAGAAUAUGAAGAAGAUUCCUCGUCAGAAGAAGAAGAAGAAGAAGAAGAAGAAGAUUGGACCGUUAUGUAUCCAAACAAGAAUGCAAUGGGUCCCGUAGCUUACAGAGGCAACCAAUGGGUCGGCUACGAUGACAUUGACAUUGUAAAGAAGAAAGCGGAAUACGUCGCUGAAAAUGGACUCGGAGGUAUAAUGUUUUGGUCGAUCGACAACGACGAUUUCCGAGGUACCUGCCACGGGAAACCCUACCCGCUGAUCGAGGCUGCCAAAGAGGCAUAUGUCUCAAAACUCGGAUCGACAGACAGACAGUUAACUGUAAAGGAGAAAUCCAAACAAUCGAGAGCUGGUGGUCGCAGGAGAAACCGCCCGAAGUCCAGUACUACAACCACCACAACAACUACCACUACUACUACACCAAAGCCAACCAAGAGCAAUAAACGUAAAAGCGCUAGUACUUCGAUAAGUACGACUCCAAGUUGGAACAUCAUCACCCCGGAACCACCAACCACUCCUGAUGCAGGCUCAGACUUCAAAUGUAAAGAUGAAGGGUUCUUCCAACAUCCUCGGGAUUGCAAGAAGUACUUCUGGUGUCUUGACUCCGGACCAUCAGAUCUCGGCAUCGUGGCUCAUCAGUUUACUUGCCCAUCUGGCCUUUACUUCAACAAGGCGGCUGACUCCUGCGACUUUGCCAGAAACGUUCUCUGCAAGAAACCAACCGCCACCACGAAGGCAUUAACCAAACCUACUACAGCAAAGACAACUGUCUCUACAACAACGACUACAACAACCACAACUACCACAAGACGACCCAUUCGGUUGACAUCCAGGAGUUCUUUGCUGUUCCGGACCUCAUCGACUACAACUACGACACCCGAACCUGAGUUAAGUGAGGAAGAAGAAGAAGAAGUUGGUACUGAUGAAGCAGCCGACAUAGAAGCUGAAGAUCCAAAAGUCAUCAAAGAAUUGAUCGAUCUCAUCAAGAAAGUUGGUGGAGUUGAGCAGUUGGAAAAGCAGCUCAAGUUGUCAGAGACGCCGGGCGCCACUGUCACCGUGCCGCCGUCCGCCAUCAAUACCAAACUUUACCAGCGUGUUCUCGAGAGGACCAGAGGCAGGAACAAGUACGGCGACAACAGCAUCACGGAAAACCCCGUUCAGAACAGUCGUCGCGGCCCACAAAACGCCGGAAUCGAACCGUCAUCUGACGCAAACAGAUUGCUCAGAAAGGAAAGGCCACAAUACGUAACGAUUAACCGUUCGAGACCUACGAUCUCGUCGACGACACCAUUAUCAGGAGAAAGCGAGGAAGAGGAAGAAGAGGAGUCAGAAGAAGUUCCACAAAUUUCCAGAACGAGAGUCCAACAGAGGACGGAUUAUGAUACCCCAGUCGGAACAACGGCCAAACCGCUUCAAUAUGUAAAUAUUCGAAGAUCGAGACCAACCACUGCAGCGACAGAGGCACCUGAUGACUCUAGAAAUGCUUUGUUCGAACGAGUUGAGCCAUACGUGGCCGUUGCUGAGUCACCCAAUUCACUGGACAUAGCUAGCUCGCGUCGCGAAAAUACUCCCGAAUAUGUUACCAUACGUAGAACACGGCCAACCACAGAAACUACUACUCUCAAGUAUCAAGAAUCAGAAGAGGAGGAAGAAUCCCAAGAGACAGCAUUAGAAAGAGAAAUUAGUUCGCAAUCUGUACAACCGCAAUAUACUUCUGUUGUCAGAACAAGAUCAACCACUCUUCUUCCUCUCGAAGAACCGAGUAGUCCGGAGCCGACCACAAUCCUAUCUGUUCAAAUAUCAUCCUUAUUAAACGAACCGAGUUCUGAAGAGGUAGAAAAUCCACCUGAAACUUCGUCUACUAUUACUCAAACAACGGAGUUAUCUGAACCGGAAACAAUAACUACUUCGACAACGACUGUAACAACCACACCCACGACAACGACUAGUACCACAACACCAUCUCCAUCUACUUUAUCAACAAGAGUUCCUUUAUUGAGACGCCGAGGAUCUACUACGCCCACCACAACAGCAGUCCCCAUAUCUACAACUCAGGUAAGUUCUAGGAAUUAUUCAUUCAUCCGUAGACGUAGACCAUUAUCUCAACCCAACGAGAUUUCAGAAUCAAAUGAAUUAAUCGAAAAUGUAAGAAACAUCAGGUCAACUACUCCUGACAGUCGAGAAGUUGAUGGAGUAAAAACCGACGGUAAUAGCGGUCUCAUUAAAAGGUUUAGGAGUAGGUUACAAACUUCACGUAAUAGUGAUUCGAUCCCUGCAGCCGCAUCGUUGGUACCAAGAGGUGAUUUUCGGCCACAAUUGACCAAAGAUGAGGUACUGUCGUUAACACCAAUUGAUGUAGAUAGUUCAGAAAUUCAAGAAAAUGAUGAAGCUAAUUUGGAGAGCACUGUUAAAUUCCGUGGCAGAGCUCCAACAACUAUUGCUGAUAAAGCUGAAGAUAGUGAAAUGUCUGCUGCCACUAUAGAUGAGAGGCGACCAAGUGUUUUUCCAAGAGGAAGAGGUAAAUUUCCUUCUUUUACAACACAGGCUAUUGGAAAAUCUGUUACAACAGAGUCUUCUUUAAGCCGAAAACGGCCUUCUUUUGCGAGAUUUACUCCUCGUCCCUUCGCGAGAACUAUUUCCACAACAACUAUACCUGAAAAUAAUUUAGAAAAUGAAACUGAGUCGGUAACACAGAGAACACGGUCUCGAUUGUCAUUUGCAAGAGCAAGGACGCAGUCGUCAGUAUCACCGCCAAUAUUUCAAGCUAGGAAAUUACCAUUCCCUUCUCGACAAUCAACGGCUAGACCGAGAUUAUUUUCUCCGAAUGAUGAUGAAGAAAUAGAUAACAAAAAUGAUGAUAUCACUUUAUCAGAAACCGCAAUAGAGGAAAAUGAACAUGAUGGAACAGUGGGUGAAGAUACACGAAAGAAAUCAAAUACAUCACAGGAAAGGUUAGAAAUUAUACCUUCAGAUGAAUCUAGUUCGGAUAAAAACGGAAAAAGAAAGUUUAGAGUUAUUCGAAGGCGACCAACACCAUCCACAUCUGAGGUGCCUUUAUCUGAUACAGAAACUACAACAGCUGUAACACGAAUUCGCAAAAUUAUAAGAAAAAAAUUAAAGCCAGUCGAUGAAGAUUCUGAAACAGUGACAAGAACAGGUUUAAUUAAUGCUGGAUUUAAAGAUCCACCAAAAGACGUAAUUAAUUAUGGAGAAAAAACUCGAACAACUACUAUUUCUGUGCCAUCUAUUGAUGAAUACAGAACUACCACAGAAAUUGAUGAAAGCUUAGAACAAAUAACUGAAUUAUUUAAGGAAGUUGUACCUGAUCCACCCAGACAACAAAUUCAAACUGAAAGCUUUAUUAAAAAACAAGACAUGGAGUCACUUAAAAAGGAUGAAAAUAAAGAAGUGGAAGAAACGACUGUUACUUCGGAACAAGAAGAAAAACCAGAAAUCGUUCUUAAUACUGAAGAAAUGAAAUUAAGUUUAUCAGAUAAUAAGGAAACAACUUUAAUAAAAGAGGAAACGGAAAAUAUGGAAACAAACACUGAAGGUGAUUCUACGUCACAUAUUGACAAUAAUAGUCAAAUGGCACAGAGAAAUGAAUCUAACUUAGAAAGCGUUACAACAACAGAAAAUAUCACACAUAAAAUUGUUGACGAAGAAACAUCUACUACUGAAUUAUCAGUCACUGAAACUGAAACGCUAAUUGAGACUACUACGACGAGUACAACACAGUUAACAUCACCCUCCCCAAGAUCAAGAUUGCCAUACAGACCACCUAAAAGAUUGUUUACGUCUACAACUGAGUCUACGCCAUCCAGUAGUAGAACGUUUAGUCGAAAAUAUAACCCUGGAGCGUACACCAGUCCUUCUACUGUUGAAAGGCCAGGUUUCUUUAGUAGAGGAACUACCAAACGGCCCUUGUUUUCCAGGACAUUUACCAGAAGAACCUUUCCCACGGCAAGAACAACACCUAAAUACCAAUUAGAAGAUGAAGAAGAGUAUUCGGAUGAAGAGAUUCUGGAAGAAGAACCAGAAAAUCCUUUUGUUUUUGUUCCACCUAGUCAACUUUUCACAAGAAAACCUGAUUCAGAAGAAUAUGACGAUGAUUUAGACGAAGAAGAAGAAACAUAUAAUGAAGAAGAUGACGUAAAAGAAGCACCCGAAGAAGAAAUUUAUGAAGAUGAAGAACCACCAGUAACAUUUAAACCUUCGUCGAAAAGACCACAAUUUAAACCUAAAAUUAUAAAUUCAAAUACUUUUAGAACCUCUACGUCUACUACGGAAAUUCCUCGACGUUUAAUUGGAAAUAAUCAAAACAAAACAACAGUUUACAAUAGAUUUGGAGGUAAUAAACCAGUAAAUGAUACUAAAAAACGCGUUCAAAACGUACCACCUGGUUACAAUGUACCUAAAUCAAUCCAAAAUGUUAAUAAGAAAAAUUCAACCAAACAAUUGCUUAAGACGACAAAGGCGGUACUGGUAGAAACAACGAUCACUUCUGUUAUCAAGGAAAACGAACAGACAACAACUGAAAGCGAUGAUUACCUUUAUAUGACCGAAUCAAGCACCUCAAUUCCUUUAGAAACUUCAUCCUCAAAUGACGCCGAAAAUGAAACUGUGACUACUUUAAUGGAAAUAGAUAACAGUACUGACGAUUAUUUGGAAUUCACUACAAAUUACCCAAGUACUCAAGAUUCAGAAAUAAUCAACCAAACAGAUAUAGAAACAAACACUGAAACUUUAGUUGAUACGCCUACUACAAGAAAAGUUGAAAGUAUAUUUCAAACUACAACUGGCGAACCUGAAACUACAAGUCAAAUAUCACCAGUUUCACCUAUAGUAAAAACUCAAUUCAAUAAAUUAUUUUCAAUAAGUAGAGUCGUUGAAGUAUCUUCAAAACUUGAUAAACAUAGAUUAAAUAAAAACAAUCAAACUACUCUGAUCGAAGAAGGUAAAGUAAUGGUAGAAAAAAAACCUACGGUGGAUAAAAUUGGCGAAGUUAGUAGAUACAGUCUCAUUAAAAUAGUGGAAGAUGAAAUUCCAAUUUACUUAACUAAGCUCGGGCAUGUUUAUCCAGUAGAUAAUCCUCCAGAUAAUCCUAUUCGAAUUGAUGAAGCUCGUAACGCAAGAGCAUUAGUGGACUACUCAGAUAUUCCAAAAGAAAACCUUAUCGCUUCUGAGAGUAUGAAUGAAGGUUAUAGACAUAUUAAUACAGUACCUGACCAUAUAAAGUAUUUGGAAAAAGACCACGUGGAGCAUAUAUCAGAUGAUGAUUUCUUAAGCUACGUAAAUGAUGACAAAAAGGCUGAAAAAUUCGAAGAUGAUUCAACAUAUAAUUCAAACUGGCAAUUUGUCCCUGCCGCUUAUGAGAAUGAAAAAAUCAAACUGAUUAAGUCUGCGAAGAGUUUUGACGUUGUAACACCGCGUUUAAUGUUGACAGACCCAUCAACAUUGCCUUUAGAAGCCUUAUUUCAAACGGAAAAUCCAAUCAUUGCGAGAAAAGUUACUGACGAUAACGAUAACCAGCCAUUUGUAGUAUAUUCCGCACCUGUACCCACUCAAGAAGAAGAAGCUAACCUUCUAAAAAUAAAAAUAAUUAAACCACAAAUGAGUCGAAAUAUAGUAACUUUUGCUAGAGGUAAAGAAUUAAAAGGACCUACUGCUAAUGAGGAAUCUAAAGUUAAAUAUCCCAUUAAUAUAUCUAUUUUAAAACAGUCUCCUCAAAUUACACAUUUUAACGAUACUAUGUUGUCUGCAAUAAACAAACCAUCCAAAGUCAGUACAACAUUCCCAGCCACAACGACUACUUUAAAAACAACGAUAGCUUCAACAGAAAAUAUCAGGACGAGUCCUAUUGUAGAACUAUUGACUACAACAGAAGCAAUAUCAGAACAAAUUAAGGUAGACAAAAUAACAGAAAUUCCUGUUUCAACAUUAGCAACUCCUACUGAAAUACCAGAAACUACAGAAAUUACAGAAACUAUCACAGAAGAGACAACCACAUUUAAGAUAUCUCCAUUAGAUGCUAAAAGAGCAAAAUACGGUCUUCCAAGGAGACCUAUAAAGCCCGCCAAUCUCACUAAAUUGAUUUCGGUGACACGUACCACGGCUAAAAUAAAUAUAACACCACGAACCGUUCAAAUAAAUAACAAAACCUCUGGUUUUAAUCCAAGUAUAUCACGUUUCUCAGGAAACAGGGCACAAAACGUACCCGUGGAUAUAAGAAAAAAAUCUACCACGCCUAAAGUAGCAAAAACCUAUACUACAGAGUCACCACGAUCAACAACUGAAAGGAAAUUGUAUGUAAAGCCUAUAAGACCGCUGCGGCCUUCGUUUGUGCCGAAACGAUUUACGACGUUACCACCUACACUGGCUGGAGACGCUUAAAAGUUUUCGAAAAUAUGAAUUAUUUGCAGAAGCCAAAAUAUUAAUUAGUUUCGACGUUUAAAAUCUGUAUAUUUAGUUGGGUUGGUAUAGUUGGUUAAGAAAUGAAAUGCUACUUUAAACUUCGAUUUUUUGGAACCUCAAUACUUCUUUAAUGAGAAUAGAUUUUUCUUUUACUUUUUUUUUUAAUUAAUCGAUUGAAGUUUUGUGUGGUGUUAGAUAUUUUCCUUGUAAAAAAUCCUAAGAAAUCGUAAUUUUCUUACCGCAUUUCAUUUGCAAUGGGUGUGCUUGUAUAUAUAGAUGUAUCAUCAGUUUCAGUAUAGUCAUGUUAUAAAGAUUCAUAGCUUUAAUUUAGAUAUUUAUGAGAGAUGAAAGUUUUUACCAAAAAUGUAUAUUUUAUUCUUAGUUCGUUUUGGUAUAAAAGCUUUCGCGCACAAAUUGUCAUAGGUUAUGAUUAGUUUAAACUUAUUUAAUGAUUCAUAAUUAACUAAUAUUUUACGUUACCAUAUGUAUAAAUUAUCGGGCGUAAUGUAAUGAUUAUGUAUUGUAACUUGCAAAAAUAAAACUUUGUAAUAAAAUCUUAGUAAACACAA